Messenger RNA from Austrofundulus limnaeus, 3832 nucleotides. RefSeq names its product cytidine and dCMP deaminase domain containing 1 (gene cdadc1). Bases 65 to 1612 code for a protein of 515 amino acids. Gene Ontology annotation, cellular component: cytoplasm. The transcript has 12 exons. Gene Ontology annotation, molecular function: dCMP deaminase activity; zinc ion binding. The record is from RefSeq and is a predicted model, not a curated record. NCBI's taxonomy places the organism in Eukaryota, Metazoa, Chordata, Actinopteri, Cyprinodontiformes, Rivulidae.
AACCCGGACCUGUCAAGACGGGACGAUAAACAUCAUAUAAUCUUGUUGUUUGGUAGUUGGACUGAUGGAAGCUAAGCAGAAACGGAGCCGAGCCGAACCGGACCAGCCCACGUCCUGUCGAGAAACGAGAGAGAGCAGCAGCCAGACUGACAGCAAGAUGCAAGGUCAUGGCCCCAGGUUGUCCAAAGUAAACCUGUUUACCCUGCUGAGCUUGUGGAUGGAGUUGUUUCCUCAGGAACGACAGGAGGAAGAUGAAAAUGAUCAGAUUCGUGGGAUCGGCCUGGUCGUGGUGCGGGAAGGGAAGGUGGUGGGUCUCCACUGUUCAGGAGCCGAGCUGCACGCGGGACAAGCAGCCAUCCUCCAGCAUGGUGCCGGUCUGGCUCACUGCCAGCUCUACUUCUCCAGGAGACCCUGUGCUACCUGCCUCAAGAUGAUCAUCAACGCUGGAGUCAGUCAGAUCUCCUUCUGGCCCGGAGAUCCUGAGAUCAGCAUGCUGACACCCACCCCUCCAAACCACACCACCUCCCACCUCCCCGCGCCCUGCUCGAUGACAGAAGAGGCGGCGCUGGACGCCAUCGCCGUGGAGCGGCUGAAGUCGAACAGUCGUCCUCACAUCUGCGUGCUGCUGCAGCCGCUGGCGCCGGGCCUGCUGCAGUUUGUGGAGGAGACGUCUCGAGGGAGCGACUUCAUGGAGAGGAUGGCGGACGACGACCCAGCGCUGAACACAGAAGAACUUUUCAACAGAGAACGCUUAAGACAUCUCCGAGGUUUCUCCAAACAGUUCCUGGUAGAAACGUCUCAGCAGCACAAAGACAUUUUGAUUCAGAUGAGCCUGGAGAACUUCUGCGUAGAGCCCUACUUCUCCAGCCUGAGGAGCAACAUGAUGGACCUGGUUGAGGUUCUGGCUGGRGUGGCUGCUGGGGUGCCACAGCACCACUAUGGCUUCUACAGAGAACAGUCCGCAGCCUCACUGCGACCCCAGCCUGGGCCCGUGUCUCAAGAUGUGGCUCGUCACUGCAUCAUCCAGGCCAGGCUGCUGGCCUACAGGACAGAGGAUCCAAAAGUGGGAGUGGGUGCUGUUAUCUGGGCAACUGGGCGGACGGCUGCCUGCUGUGGGACAGRGUGUCAGUUUUUGGUCGGUUGCGGGUUCAACGCCUACCCUGCCGGCUCAAAGUACGCCGAGUACCCRCAGAUGGACAACAAGCAGGAGGACCGCCAGAGGCGCAAAUACAGAUACAUCGUCCACGCGGAGCAGAACGCCCUUACCUUCAGGACGCGAGACAUCAAACCAGAUGAGGUCACCACGCUGUUUGUGACCAAAUGUCCCUGUGACGAGUGCGUCCCUCUGAUCAGAGGAGCGGGCGUCACACACAUCUACACCUCAGACCAGGACCAGGACAAAGACAAGGGGGAUAUUUCCUACCUGAGAUUCGGAAGCCUGAGGGACAUCAGCAAGUUCAUAUGGCAAAAAAGUCCCUCGGUUUCCUCAGGACCAUCACCUCACGUUGCCAAUGGUUGCAUCGAGAAGCACAGCAGGCAGACUGAGCUGGAGGGUCCCAAAAACAAGAAGCUGUGCACCGAAAGGUCCGGCGAUUCAUCUACAGUCAGCUAAACGUUCUCUACAGUUCAAACCUGUCCUCCGUUAACCAAAAAAAAAAAAAAAAAAAUCAUGUUACCGGCUUCAAAGACGAGAUACUCCAGUUUCUGCAGAAACAAGACUGAAGCUAAAUAAUUGUUGCUUCUGUUUGUCAAAUUGGCAUCUUUUACACGUCUGGUCUUGAUGUAAACAGACAACCUCAACAUGAAGGUACUUCUUCAAUAAAUGAUGGACAGAUCGUCUUUUAGACAGAUGCUGUACCCCCAACAGGAACUCUACUCAGUGAGGGAGUAGAGUUCCUGUUGGGGGUAGAUGCUGUACCCCCAACAGGAACUCUACUCCCUCACUGAGUUAUCAUGCAUGUGAGGGUUUUCUCCGUGUACUCCGGUUUCCUCCCACAGACCAAAAACAUGCACGUUGGGUUAGUUGGUAACUAGAAAUUCUAGGUGAGUGAGUGUCUGUCAUGUGUCCCUGUGAUGGACUUGCGACCUGUCCAGCAUGUCCAACUCUCUCACAGGGACCUGAAGCGACCCGAAAAGCAAACGGAUGGAUGUUCUCAUCAAAAAAAAACAAAAAACAUCUGGAUUACAAACGUGCACAACACUCGUUAUGUUUUUAUUCAUAUACACAUUUACGCUCUCCUUUAUUUAUUUUUUUUGACACAUUUUAUUUYGCAUCCUCAACGAGAGGGUGCUGUGGCGCCCUCGGCACCCAUGGUUCCCUUGUCCUCGGGACAGAUGCAGUAAAGAAAGGCGGUACGGGUGGAAGAGAAGUGGAUCGUUCUAAACGUACAGAACGAGGGAAUGGGAAUGAAGAAACAUGGUAAUAGAAGGGUUAGAAUAAACUAAUGUGUAGAUUUGUUUUAUUUUUCUACAAACAUUAUGAUUUGUUUGAUGUGAAACAACAAAAAAAUACUUUUUUUUUUUUAAAAAGUAAAAUAAAAAAGGAACUUUACUAUUGCACUUUAUGCUGCCGCAUUUCUCCAGUUUUAUUUUGAAAUUUGUUACCGUAAGAAAUGUUGGAAAGUUUUUAUCCCGGCUAAAACGUACUCGCAUAAAACCUUUUUAAUUUCAGCGUGGAUAAAGGCCACCAUCACAUUCUUAUCCCCUACCAAAAAGUAGUAUAUGUAAGUAUCCUUUAAGUAUACUAAUUUUAAACUAUUAGGGAAAUACUUUAGUAUACUUGAUGACAUGUACUUAAAGUAUAGUACUUGUUGGUAAGGGUAAAGAAAUAUAGCUUUAAACAGAUGAAGGCAGAAACCAAACCAGUAGCAGAAGUGUUGCGAUUAUAAUUUAUUGUGUUGAAGAUUUAACUUCCUGCAUGUAGACGUGUUCCGUUUGUCUUAUUUCUGGUUUUAUUUUUCUCUGGUCGGUGCAACAGUUUUUUGUUCUUUUAACGCAUAGAUUUGUGAGUCAAACUUACGUAUUUUAAUAACAAAAACUGCAUUUCUGUCUGAAAACAAAGUUCCAAUGGACAGAUGAAUAAAAAUAAAACACUCAGAGAAUGCAUUCCCAUCGUUUUAUUUGUAGUGAGUGUGGUACAAUAUCAUCAGUGUGGGGGGAAAUCUGGUGGCUGCUUUUAAAGUAUCUUCUUUUUUUCCCAAUUUUACCCAUUAACGGCAUUAUAGACAUGAAGCUGGCUGGUUUAUAUUUGCAUCUCGUAUGUUAAAACUAAAAGACAAGCAUCUGUUUGAUUUUUUUUUUACCAUCAUAGACAAAAAAGCCUAAUGAAAAUUCAUAGUUUAUCUUAUUUCCUGAACAGCUGCUUGUUGUUCCAUUUCGUGUCAUUUUAUCAAGAAUUCAUUAACGCCACAAUUUCACCAACGGCUCCCUAGACUUUUGGCCUCAGUUUCGCAAUUCCAUUGAGUUUUCACUGUUGUGUUUAAAAAAAUUACAGCAGUGGUAAGUGAUGAGCUGCAAAAAAUCAAAUAAAGGUAAAAAUAAAAGUGUACAAACAUCCCCAUGGACAACGUAACUCAAAUAUAGUGAGUCAAGAGGUUCAUUGCUUAAUUAAAACAAAUAUGUUCUGUUCAGAGCAUAUUUUCAUCAACAUAAUAAGAAUUAAGCUCCCCCAAGAAAGAGACGGUAAAUACAAACAAAAGAAGGGGAAAAAAAACCUAAACAAGAAGGCACCACUGAAUCUUCAAAUAUUUCCUUUCUUUAAACCAACAUCGAAUCAAAAGGUUUGUUUUUUACAGUACAGAUCAGAAAAGGAGCAAAAUAAGAAAAAAAAAAA